Quercus robur (English oak) is the source of this 686-nucleotide messenger RNA. Its product is annotated as calcium-binding protein KIC. Bases 193 to 549 code for a protein of 118 amino acids. The transcript has a single exon. Gene Ontology annotation, molecular function: calcium ion binding. The record is from RefSeq and is a predicted model, not a curated record. Lineage: Eukaryota; Viridiplantae; Streptophyta; Magnoliopsida; Fagales; Fagaceae.
GAAACCACCACAAAAAUAGUUUCAUGAAAACUCUCUCUCUAUAUGCUUGCUUAUUUACUGGGGUCUAAAAUAUUCCCUACCUACUGUUAUAUAAGAGCCAAUUGUGCCACUAUAUUUUUGCGUGUACCAUUAAAAACUACUAGCCCAAUAGCUAGGAACUAGGAAGCUUCUUCCAUUCACCCCAAAAACACAAUGGAAAACAACAUGAAAAGUGAAUUUGAGGACUUGUUGCCAGUGAUGGCUGACAAGCUUGAUGUUGAGGCCUUUGUGGGUGAGUUAUGUAAGGGGUUCAAGCUUUUGGCAGACCCAGAAAGGGGUUUGAUAACAUCCGAGAGUCUAAGGAAGAACUCAGCUCUCCUUGGCAUGGACGGGAUGAGCAAAGAGGAUGCAGAGGCAAUGGUUAAAGAAGGUGAUCUUGAUGGUGAUGGCGUGCUUAAUGAGAAUGAGUUUUGUAUCCUAAUGGUGAGGCUGAGCCCUGAGAUGAUGGAAGAUGCUGAGGCAUGGCUUGAGAAGGCGCUUGACCCAGAGCUAAAGAAGUCUUCAGCUUGAUCAUCAUGUUAUUACUUUUUCUUUUUCUUUUUUUUUUCUUUUUUUGUAGCAGUCGAAUUUAUAUAGACUGUUCCAUCUGUUUUCUGUAAUUUGGCUAAGGGAGACAAUUAUUUAAAUUAUGAUGAUCAAAUUGUUUA